GCGCCCUUUCUUGCUCGCCUAUGAUCUGAAAAUACGAGCAUUGCCAUGGGCCAUGAAUCCAACAUCGAGGUGGCUGAGCAAUCACAUCCUGUGGGGAUUGAGUCCAUGGAGAUUCCCCUGGACCCAGAGUUGGUGCGAGGGGUUCCCCUGCGCUUUUGCCUUCAUGGGCUGGGGAAGUACUGGAGCAUGACUCGAAAAGCAGACUUCGAUCUCAGCGAAAAGACGGAUCACAUCGACCACUUCUUGAGUCAUGAUUGGGGCACCUCACGAAGUCUGAAGGUGAUGACCUUAUUGAUCGUCUUCAAUAGCUGUGCUGCUGCAGUCGCCACCUCCCUGGUGGUGCUGCUGCUCUCCAUCACCGCCUCAACUGGCCUCAUUCCGCCAAAGCUGUGGCCUUGGCUGCCACUGCCGGGCUUCCUUUGCUAUGUGAGCAUCCUCCUUUUUUGGCAGGAUGUGCGUUUGCUGUGCCGUCGGCCGCUGUUGGCCUUCCUGGAUAAGCUUUGUAUUGCACAGCAUGAUUUGCACUUGAAGGAGCAAGGCAUCCGCGGCUUGGGGAGCUUUCUCAGAUGCUCCAGGAAUCUCAACAUCUUGUGGUCUGAGAGGUAUUUCUCCCGCUUGUGGUGCUGCUAUGAAGUCGCGGCCUACUUGAAAGAAGGUGGUUUUCGUGAUGGAGAAAAGUCCAUCGUGCUGAUCCCCGUGCAGAUGGCCUCCCUUUUGCUGAUCAGUACGAUCCAGUCGUGCAGUACGUUUCUGGUUCAAUACGCGUUGCUGUCGGUGUUUCUGAGCCCGGUGAUUUGGGGCGCCUUGAGCUACGGCCUUUGGGAGCCUUUGGUGGCGGAUUUGCUGGAAGGCAUUGAAGGUGAACAGAUCCUGAAGCUUAUGAUCUAUUUCACCUAUUGGGCCAUCACACUGGCCUUUUUCUGCCUUCCAACCUUCGAGAUCUUCGAGCAAAAAGCCUCAGGAGACCGAGACCGCUCUCGUCGAACAGAGGGGCGUGAGGUCAACGUCUUGGGAUGCAAGGAAGUUCAGGAGCUUCCGCUGGAGGAAGACUACGUCUCUGAAUACUUCUGA
Messenger RNA from Durusdinium trenchii, 1071 nucleotides. NCBI's taxonomy places the organism in Eukaryota, Dinophyceae, Suessiales, Symbiodiniaceae. The record is from the annotation of a GenBank genome assembly.